Messenger RNA from Penaeus chinensis, 1551 nucleotides. Its product is annotated as KRAB-A domain-containing protein 2-like. Gene Ontology annotation, molecular function: nucleic acid binding. The record is from RefSeq and is a predicted model, not a curated record. Lineage: Eukaryota; Metazoa; Arthropoda; Malacostraca; Decapoda; Penaeidae. Gene Ontology annotation, biological process: DNA integration. The transcript is spliced from 5 exons. Bases 1 to 1551 code for a protein of 516 amino acids.
AUGCCGCAAGAUCAGUUAGUAGUAGAUUUUAGAGAAGAAAAGUAUCAGCAGUGUCCGAAGUACAUGAUGCCAAAGAAUGUGUAUUAUAACACCAUUGAAGAACUAAAGACUGCAGCCCAGAACCUAUCUUCCAAGUCUCGGCAUAGAUACUACAUUCUCCAGAAUUCAUCUGAUCAAGAAUCACGAGUCUACUAUGUGACCAUUGAGGAUACUUAUGACAUCAUCAAGAGGGCACACUUUGCAACAGGGCAUGGUAGACGUGACAAAAUGAAGCGCAAUCUUAGGGAAAAGUAUGUUAACAUCACAAAAGAAUCUCUUGAAUUAUUCAAGUCCUAUUGCAUUACAUGUCAAGAAAAGAGGAAGCGAAAUAAGACUGCUGGGGUGGUUCUGAAGCCCCCCUUGAGCAGCGAAUUCAUCUCCCGUGGCCAAGUUGACUUUGUGGAUGUAAAGUCAUUGCCUCAGGCUCAGUUCAAGUGGAUCAUGGUCUACCAGAGCCACCUCACCAAGUCUGUCAUACUUCGAGCGCUUGCAUCAAAGAGAGCUGCUGAAGUUGCCUUUCAACUGCUUGACAUAUUCCUUCUGUUUGGAGCUCCUGUCAUACUGCAAAGUGACAAUGGUUCUGAAUUCACAGCCAAAGUCAGGUCUGAGUUGAAAGAACUUUGGCCACGACUCAUCCUGGUCCAUGAGAAACCAAGACAUCCCCAAAGCCAGGGUUCAGUAGAACGAGCCAGUGGUGACGUCAAGGACAUGUUGCAUGCGUGGAUGACAGACAACAAGACACAGGAUUGGUCUGCUGGCCUUCGGUUUGUCCAACACCAAACGAACUCUGCUCAUCAUCCCGGUAUCAAGGGCACUCCAUUCAAAGCACUGUUUGGCACUGAUCCUAGGGUGGGUCUGGCAUCAUCACGUCUUCCUCUAGAGGCCCUCGAAAGAUUACAGUCAGAAGAUGACUUGUUCGCCCCCUUUGCUUGCCCUUCAGAAGAUGAAGUUUUUGCUCAAGAUCCUCAGCCCCCACCAGCAUCUGCAGCACCAGCUUCCACCUCUCAGCCUACACCUGCUCAAGAUUGCCCGAUCCCACCAGCAUAUGCAGCACUAGCUUCCACCUCUCAUCCAACACCUGCUCAAGACCCCCAACCUUCACCUCUUACAAAGCGCCAGAGUGAGAUAACAGAACAGAGCAAGAGGGCCAGGGAGGCACAACUCUCCCAGGCUGAACGCAUGGUGAAACGCAGCCGGAUAGACUUCAAGGCAGGGGAAGAAGGGGACAGUGUUGCUGUGCCCAUCCCCACGGUGGAGAGGGGAAGGGGAGAUCCACGUAACAUCCUCGUUGUUGUCAUUGGCCGCAGUGACAGUGAUUUGUACACAAUAGAAGUGAAAAAUGGGACUGAAGACCAAAGACUUCUUACUCUGUCUGAUGUCAACCAAGAAGACCUGGUUUCCCUACGACAGGGUCUGAAGAAAGCAACUACUGGUGGACAGGAAUUUGUCAGAUGUGAUUGUGCUGCAAGACUGGCAGCCACUACCGGAGAGCCGGCCAUAGGAAGGCUCUAG